UGGUGAAUAAUUGUAUCGUGCAUGUUGUUGUAGUUGACUUUCACUUACAAAACACUUUCUCAGUCACCGUUCAUAGUUCAAGAUGGAAUUCAGAUAUCAGAUUUAUGUCCUCGUAGUCAUGAUCCUGUAUGUAACCGUUACUUUGACAAAACCUUUAGCAUCUACAGACCGACCUUCCAUUUCCGACGAUGCCUUGGAAAGCACAUUGAAAGACAAACGAUAUCUCCUGAGGCAGUUGAAAUGUGCUAUUGGAGAAGCCCCCUGUGAUCCUGUGGGUAGGCGCCUGAAAAGUUUAGCUCCAUUGGUUCUUCAAGGAUCUUGUACGCAGUGUACUCCACAGGAACAAAGGCAAAUCAGAAAAGUUUUGGCAUAUAUGCAAGUGAAUUUUCCCAAGGAGUGGAAUAAAAUUUUGAAACAGUACUCUGGAUGAAGAAAAAUUCAAUUUAUACAAGUUAUGUGUAGGUAUCCUAAUUGACAAUGAAAUACAAGUAAGAAACUUUCAACUUGUUGCAAUACAAACCUUGAUAAAUAAAGAACAUGAAGCAGGAUAUAAACAAAUUUUCAGUAUAUGUGUAUCAUUUCUUAGUGGAGGUUAAAAUAAAUAAUCUAUUGUAUAUGUACAAAAAAUAGUGAAAUAAAAAAGUAUAAUCAACA
Leptinotarsa decemlineata (Colorado potato beetle) is the source of this 654-nucleotide messenger RNA. RefSeq names its product chemosensory protein 1 (gene Csp1). The record is from RefSeq and is a predicted model, not a curated record. NCBI's taxonomy places the organism in Eukaryota, Metazoa, Arthropoda, Insecta, Coleoptera, Chrysomelidae.